This is a messenger RNA of Vicugna pacos (alpaca), 1716 nucleotides long. It is a transcript of the gene PAGR1, whose product is annotated as PAXIP1 associated glutamate rich protein 1. Gene Ontology annotation, biological process: positive regulation of cell cycle G1/S phase transition; positive regulation of intracellular estrogen receptor signaling pathway. Gene Ontology annotation, cellular component: MLL3/4 complex. Gene Ontology annotation, molecular function: nuclear estrogen receptor binding. NCBI's taxonomy places the organism in Eukaryota, Metazoa, Chordata, Mammalia, Artiodactyla, Camelidae. The record is from RefSeq and is a predicted model, not a curated record.
UGCAUGAGUCUGAAACACCAAUAAACGGAGACUGCAUGAGACUCGCCUCCAGCCUCAGUUGGUCCUUACGUACGUGCGUGCGCCCGCCCGGGAAGCCCGCGUACUGCCUCUUUUCCGGCAGAACCUACUAGGUGGUUUGCGCAUGCGCCGCCCCUGUGGCCAUCUUUACUGUGGCCGAAGCCUAUCAUUCCCGAGCCCCUACCUGCGCAUGUGCAAGCCUUUCCUUGCCUUCCUCUUCCAAGUAGCUUAGACUAAAGCGGAGCCUCCCGCGCCAUCUCUGUGCGCCUGCGUACUGUGACCCUGCGCAGCCCGGGAGGCGGGUCUUAGCUCCAGGUGCGUACGGCAGCUGGGGAGGCGGAACUUCGAGGUGUGGGGAGAGAGUCCCGUAUCUAGCUGUAAAGAGGGGCGGUGUGAAGGCGAGAAGAUCGGGUCCGCCGCUCUCCGGCCCAGAAAGUGGUUUCUGCCGGUCGCUGGGAACAUCUGCGUACUCGAUCUCGACCCGUGGGGCGGGGUCCUUGGAGGGGACUGAACGCCCCCUCCUGGGAACGGUCGGUCUGGUCGCAGAGACUGCUGUUGGAGCUUGAUUGGUUAGAGAGACAGUCCCUAAACCCCUGGGGCGUCCACCCUUCGGGGGGCGGGGGACCCCCGGCUUAGUAUUCUCGCAUCUUCUAUCGUGGCAAGGCCCCUUCCCUAGUAGCAUAUGUCCCUUGUCCGGGGUCAUGGAGACAUUGCAGCCACCACGGCGGCGCCUCUGUCUGAAGAAGGGGAAGUGACCUCCGGCCUCCAGGCUCUGGCCGUGGAGGAUGCCGGAGGCCCCUCUGCUUCGGCCGAUAAAGCCGAGGAAGAGGGGGAAGGAGGUCGGGAGGAGGCUGAGCAUGAGGGGUCCGGGGCCGAGGAGGUGCCGGGAGAAGCCCCCAGCACUGAGGGGGAAGAGCAUACCAAGGGAGAAUCCGAGGACUGGUGCGUGCCCUGCAGCGAUGAGGAGGUGGAGCUGCCCGCGGAUGGGCAGUCCUGGAUGCCACCCCCCUCCGAAAUCCAACGGCUCUAUGAACUACUGGCUAUUCACGGUACCCUGGAGCUUCAGGCUGAGAUUCUGCCCCGCCGGCCCCCUACGCCUGAGGCCCAGAGUGAAGAGGAGAGAUCGGAUGAGGAGCCAGAGGCCAAAGAGGAGGAAGAGGAAAAACCACAUAUGCCCACAGAAUUCGACUUUGAUGAUGAGCCAAUGACACCAAAGGACUCCCUAAUUGACCGGAGACGCACCCCAGGAAGCUCAGCUAGGAGCCAGAAACGGGAGGCCCGCCUGGACAAGGUCCUCUCAGACAUGAAGCGACACAAGAAGCUGGAGGAGCAGAUCCUUCGUACUGGCAGGGACCUCUUCAGCCUGGACUCGGAGGACGCCAGCCCUGCCAGCCCCCCACUCCGGUCCUCAGGAAGUAGUCUCUUCCCUCGGCAGCGGAAGUACUGAGCACUGCUGCCUUCAGGGUGCAGAGUCUUUACCUGCUGGGGCCUUGGCCCUCCUUCCCUAACCCAGGGCGCUGGGAAACUUGGGAAGAGGAGAGACACUCCAAGCUCCCAGCCCAGCACCUGGCCCGAGAGAGGACAUACGUGUGUGUGUUUCUGUUUUCUAUUGAACAUCAGCUUGGAGACCUGGGCUGAAUUGUCUGAAUUUAAAAUAAAAAAAAUACCAAGUUAUCCUCUCUUAGAGGAGGAGCUGCA